This is a messenger RNA of Fimicolochytrium jonesii, 1368 nucleotides long. RefSeq lists its product as uncharacterized. The transcript is spliced from 3 exons. Gene Ontology annotation, biological process: DNA-templated transcription initiation. The record is from RefSeq and is a predicted model, not a curated record. Gene Ontology annotation, cellular component: RNA polymerase I complex. Bases 241 to 1248 code for a protein of 335 amino acids. NCBI's taxonomy places the organism in Eukaryota, Fungi, Chytridiomycota, Chytridiomycetes, Spizellomycetales, Powellomycetaceae.
UGGUGAAAUCGCUCAGUUCGCCCAGUUGCUUUUUUGACUUGCUCGCUGGUGGUAUAACCGAAAACAUAUAGCCAGAACACCUCAACCCGGUAUUUCAAAGGCACCACAGAAUCACAUAGGCCCGUUCAGGAUAACGCCGGACCUAGCUGCAUAAAUCGUGCGCCCUCGGAAAGAAGAAGCCCCGAAUUGUGGCCUGUAGACCCCUUAACGAAACCUUCCAGCACAAAAACGUGCGAAACAAUGUCCACACCGUCGGACAAGACGUCGAAAAAGGGAAAGCGGAAGUCCGCUGCCGCUGAGAUUCCGGAUAGUGCAGUGCCAGAGAAGAAGCAGAAGCUAGAGGGGACACCGGCAAUAGCGAAAAAGCCAAAGCAGAAAAAGGCAGAUAAAGCAGAAGAUGUGGCGCCAAAGACGCCCAAAAGUGCUAGCGACAAAAAGAAAGCGACCUCUUCGACAAAAAAGCCAUCUGAUGGUUCCACAAGCGCAUCGAAAAAGAGCGCAACCACAAAGUCCACCCCUACGCCAUCAUCGACACACGCGAAACCACACUCCGCCAAAUCCCAUCGGAAGCCCACAACCCCCUUCUCUUCCGUUGUUGCUCAGAUCCAAUUGAGCCUCCCGCCAUGCUUCAUCGGCAAUGUGAAUAAAGGAGUCAACGAAUAUCUCGAUAGGUUUCUCAUGCGUUACGUGGAAGAACUGGAUGGGGUGGUGUUGGCUUGCUCUGGUGUAAAGGCGGUAGAGGAUUCGGCGCGGUUGAUGUAUGAGAGCCCAUACCUGCAUUUCAAGGUCCGGGUGAGGUUCACGCUGUUCAAGCCCAUCGUCGGGGAGCUCGUUGUUGGGGUGGUGAACAAAGUAUCAUCAGAUCACAUUGGUCUCCUGGUGCACGGUGUUUUCAACGCUUCGAUACCAUCUGGGAAAAUCCGACUUGACGAAUUCAAAUAUUUCGAGGAAGCGGGAGACGGGACCACAGAAGAGGGGCAUGGAGGCGGGGUGUGGCGCCGGGCGUCUGCUGAUGGAGAUCCAGCAAUCAGUAUCGGUGUUGGAUCGGUCGUGAGGUUUACUGUGGCAGAAUUGGUGAAGGCAAACGACAUGCUUACACUGGUUGGAUCACUCAUCGCGGACCCAUUACAUACGGGAUUGAUAGACGCUGCUGGGCUGGCACCUGCCCCACUACCUGAGUUACCUGCAGAGGCGGAGGAAGGAGAAGGAGACAAUUGGGAAGAGGAUCCAGAUGCUAUGCAGACAUGAGACGUUUGAGCCCGUCUCAUGGAUAUAUGGAUUCAUAUUUAGAACGCUGGCAAUUUGGAAGAUUGCUGGCACAUGAGCAAGGGCAUAUGACCUGGAGAUAAACUAGACGGCCGGACGCAG